AUGCAAUUGACUAACAUCGCUGCCGCUGCUGCUAUUGCCGGUGUCGCUGCCGCCAACAAUGUCACCAUCACCACUAACGUUGUGGUGACUGACUACACAACCUACUGUCCUGAGCCCACCCACGUUGUUUUCAACAACAAGACCAUCACCGUCACCGAGGCCACCACCUUGACUGUCACUGGUCCUGUCACGAUUCCAACCACCGUUAUUUCUCAGAAGCCUACUCCAGGUGUUCCAGCUCCUGAGACCACUGCUCCUCACCAGCACCCAUCUUCCGCUGCCGAGACCACCACCAAGCCAGGCCACACUGCUCCACACUCGUCUGUGGCUGGUGAGUCUACUCCAGGUGCUUCUCAGCCAAGCUCUGUCGCUCACGUCUCUACUAUUGAGAACAACGCCGGCAGAGUCGCUGCUGGUGCCGCUGCUGGUUUGGCUGCCAUCGCCGCCGCUCUCGUUUGA
Candidozyma duobushaemuli is the source of this 459-nucleotide messenger RNA. It is a transcript of the gene PGA48, whose product is annotated as Pga48p. The record is from RefSeq and is a predicted model, not a curated record. Gene Ontology annotation, cellular component: fungal-type cell wall. The coding region runs from base 1 to 459 and encodes 152 amino acids. The transcript has a single exon. NCBI's taxonomy places the organism in Eukaryota, Fungi, Ascomycota, Pichiomycetes, Serinales, Metschnikowiaceae. Gene Ontology annotation, biological process: fungal-type cell wall organization. Gene Ontology annotation, molecular function: structural constituent of cell wall.